Molecule: messenger RNA, 264 nt
Organism: Carica papaya (papaya)
Lineage: Eukaryota; Viridiplantae; Streptophyta; Magnoliopsida; Brassicales; Caricaceae
Gene: WIH1
Product: cysteine-rich TM module stress tolerance protein
Source: RefSeq, a predicted model, not a curated record
AUGAGCAAUUACAAUCCUGCAAUUGCUCCACCUCCUCCUCCUGCUCCUCUAGGUUACCCUAAGGAAGGUUAUCCACCGUUAGGAUACCCUGUGGAAGGUUAUCCACCGGGCUAUCCUCCAAAGCAGCCGUACCCAGCACCUCCACCUCCACCUCCACCUCCACCUGCAUCUUAUUAUUCUAAUCCUUCAAGGCAGGAGCCUAGCUUUCUCGAGGGAUGCCUGGCGGCACUUUGCUGUUGUUGCCUAUUGGAUGCUUGCUUCUGA